This is a messenger RNA of Salvelinus namaycush (lake trout), 1374 nucleotides long. RefSeq names its product TOX high mobility group box family member 3-like. The record is from RefSeq and is a predicted model, not a curated record. The transcript has 9 exons. NCBI's taxonomy places the organism in Eukaryota, Metazoa, Chordata, Actinopteri, Salmoniformes, Salmonidae. The coding region runs from base 1 to 1374 and encodes 457 amino acids.
AUGGGCUGCAUCGGCUCCCGGACCAUCACUUAUUUCUGUGUGGAGAAGAGGGCACGCAAUGCAGUGUCAAUUUACACAGCGGACGCUGUUCCUGUACGGAAAGAUGGGGAGCAGCUCUCUAUGGAGGACACUUCCUCCAUCCUGCCUCGUCUGAAGAGGAACUCCAACGCCUACGGGAUUGGUGCUCUGGCUAAGUCCUCACUGACAGGUGUGUCAGGCGUGUCCCGUUCCAUGAAGGAUAAAGUAACUAAGCCCACUGCCAUGGCCUCGGGCAAAGUGGCUCACAUGAUCGAAUGGCAGAGCUGGAACACACCAUCCACUGGGACUGAAGGGGCUGUGGUCACCAAAAUCCCAACCUCGCAACGUGAGAAGGAGAGGCGGAUGGAGAGCGAAAUGUACAGUGAACUCAGUGAAGGAGAAAAGGAGGCCCGCUUCACUGCAGGAUUAAUGGCACAAUUUGCCUUAUCGGAGGCUACUUUGCUGGGCUGGAGAUCUAUGGAGGAAGAUGGCCUUUGUGCUGGCUCCAAACAAGGCAGUGUGGCCCACCUCAGCGAGACCAACCAGGAGAGCAUCACCAGCAGAGACCAGGCGAUGCAUCACUCCUCAGCCGACGUAUGGCCCAACACCUACGUAGCCCAGGGCCUCUACUGCCUUUCCUCCUCUGACGCCUGGGAGCCAAUUAGCAACGAUCCCUCGGGCGUGGCCUCGCCGGCCGCCUACGUCAUGGCAGGUGGUGGAGGAGGGACGCCCGGUGAGGGCUACGGUGAGGUGGACAAUGUGGGGGGCUACAUCCAGCAGCAGCAGCCCCAACAGCUCACCCUGCAGCAGCAGAGCCAGCUGCAGCUCCAGCAGUUGCAGCAGAUCCAGCUGUACCAGCACCAGCAGCUAAUGCUCUACCAACAGCAACAGGCAAUGGAACACAGACUACACAGUGCAAACCACUCCCUCCAAGCCACACCCAACAGCACCAUCCACAGUCUAGGCCUGCCCACUCACCCUCGCCUGGCUGACCUAUGGGGCUCUGCGCAGGUGGAGAUUGUCGGACACAUGAGCGGGCCAAUGGCUGACAUGGUUGUUGGUGUGGUCGAGACCUUGGGGGAGGAGCCAGAGGAGGAGAGCGAAUGCAUUCCAGAGCAACAGGAAGAGGAGGAGACUAAGGACGAUGAGGUUACGUUAACCUUAGAACCAACUUUGACCCCGUCCCCGCUUAGAGAAGACGCCACCCCGAUUGGAGGCACCAGUCCACGACUAGCACGCCCAGAACCAAUGGCAGAACGCAUACCCUUUGUGGUCACACCCUGCAUUGUCCAAUCGUUGGAGGAGAAGGACGAAGAGGUGGCCAAGGGGUCUAUUGUUGCCGUGGCGACCAAUUGA